This is a messenger RNA of Durusdinium trenchii, 2731 nucleotides long. Lineage: Eukaryota; Dinophyceae; Suessiales; Symbiodiniaceae. The record is from the annotation of a GenBank genome assembly.
GCAGGUCCGAAGCCGGAAGCUGCGCAAGAAACUCCGCCGCACGAGCCUCAAGCGACGUUUGCCCGGCGUGUCUUCACGGUUUGAACACCAGAAACACUUGGAUUCGCACGAAGACACUACAUAUAUUUGUGUGAUGUGUUGAGAUCUGCCCACACUCGUACGGUCAUCGAAAUUCUAUGAAUUUCUUGGCUCAACAUCCCAAGCUUGUCCUGCUUCCAAUGGCCUCCCAAGGAGGCUGCAAUUUUCCCGGACAGCCCAUUGCUGAAGCCACAUCUCCUGGCGAGCUGCUCCGAGAUGAAUCAGUACCUCGAUCAGUGUCUGGAAGACCGCAGGUGGUCGCUUCUCCAAAGGCGGCUGAGAAGGUGCCGCUUCCAGGCACACCUUCGCCUCAAGGCAGUGCAGUACUAACUAGCUCCUUGAGAAUGGCAUCUCGCAGGCCGCCUCCUUUGACUUCCGGGUUUGAACACUCACCCGUUCCAGGCGCAGCUUCGCCUGCUUCACCUGCCUCACCCAAGGGUGGUGCACGAACUACCUCCUUGAGAAUCUUCCGUCAGAAGCCGUUGAGAUGUAGCAUAGAAGAAGCUUGUAGAGGUGAAGUGGAGGACAUGGGUGAAGCAAAGCUCUGCCUUCCCACGGUGCGGAGCACCCUCCUUUCUGCGCUACUGGUCAGUGGCAUGAUAUUCAUUGGCCUUGUUGCACUUAGCGCAUCCGAAGUCGGAAUUUUUGGUCAGAAAAUGGGUUGGUUGACGCUGUUGCUGAGAUUGGUGGGGUGGCUCUUCUUAUUCUACAUCCCGAUCCACUUCAUCUCGAUGCCAUUCACUCGGAACUUUGUUCUCUGGUCUCUUCAACCGGGAGAGAAGUUGACCAGGGCACGUAGCUACGUGGAGACGCCAAACUUGUCGGCGAGGCGGGCAAACUGCUUGCCCUAUGUGAUACACACAGCCUGGAUUUCUGCAUAUACGCUUCUUGUUUGUGUCCACAUUGGUGAGAAGGAACACUUUGGGUUUAUUCCCAUCUACGGCUUGGGGAACCUUCUAAUGAUGCCCAUUGGAAUCGUGACCACUUUGCUUCUGGCACCGCCCACCGUAAGCAGAAGGUAUGCAUUUAGCAUCGGCCCGGCCACGCUGUUAUUGCCGAUCUUGGGAUUUUUGAUCGUGGUGACCAGCUACUCUCUGCUGCGAAGGAGUCUGGGGCCCCAACUGGGCUUGGUGAUUCCUCUCAUCUUGAGUUUCUAUGAGCUCCUUGGAACCUCUCUUGUCUCACGGAUCUUCACGAAGCAGUUUGUGAUCCAGCCUGAGGUGCGAGAGGGCUACACGGGGACGAAUCAAGGCAUAGUCGUGUCUAUGGCCAUUUGCAACCUGCAUGCCAUGGCUGAAGGAGCACGGCUGACCUUGCUGUAUGUGGACCACGUGCAGAACCAGGAUCUCACGAUCCUGAUGCCUAUCAUCAGUGGAGUCUUAUGGAAUGUGAUGGCCCGUUUGGGGGGAUUGGAUCGUCUUCUGCAUAUCAUCACUCGUGGAUGGCGAAGGCCCAACAACAGCAGCAAACUACUGCGAGAGUCCGGCUAUUGUGUGGGAUACUUGCGCUUCGGGGCGGUUGGUGCCAUGUUGCUUGCUCGCCUUUGCAACGGAGUUCCAGUGCCUCUCAAUGGACCAGAGAUGAUUAUUGUGCUCAGCGUGCUGCUGGCAGAAGCGGUAGAGGAUUUGCUGAGCUAUGCUUUGUGGUACAUUGGUGUUGACUUUUCUCCACCAUCUUUGCUGGUGACUGAGCAGGAGGUUGAAGCCAUGGCCACGACGCGGCUCAGCAAGCGCAAGGGUUCCAAGGAGCCGACACGACGAUCCUCCUCGAAGGAGUCGAGCAGCUCGGUGGUACCAACUCUGCCAACACCAACACCAACACCAGCAUCCCUACCUCAUUCCGCACGCGGAAGGACGGCCCCGUUGCCUGACCCGCACGGUGGGCCUCCACCGCGGCCUCUGUCUCCAAGCUCCCCGAAGUCGCCGAAGCCAGAUCGCACUUUGAUGAAGAGCACCUGUUGGAGCACACGAGUGGCCUAUGACUUUCGCUUUCGGAUCGAAGAGUUUGAGAAGAUGCCAUUCUGGGGGCACUUGUUGCCAGCUGCCAUGGCACAGUUUCACACCAUUUUUGCCAUGAUCAUUUUCUCCCAAGGUUUGGAUCACAUGCUGGGGUUCUGCACAGAGGCGGACUCCGGCUUUACUUACGACUCAGCCAUUUUCUGGUGGCCUAUCCAAUAUCCGAAGUGCUGAUGCUUUUCUUUUUUUGGAACAUGUUUGGGAGGCUUCUAUUGUGUACAGCUUGAUGAAGCUGGGCGACGUGGACGAAGAAUCUCUGAAUUUCCUUUUAUCACAUCUGAAUGUCAUUGGUCUCUUACAUGUCUCACUGCAGUGUUGCUGCGCGUUUGAAACAGUGGGUAUAAGUAUUGAAUAGUAUUGACAGAAAGGUCGUCCUGCCAUCUGAGAUUUCUUGCAUGUUGGUAUGAGAGCACCGCACACGAGACAGACAUUUGGGACCAUGUAAAGAGCUUUGCCACCUUGCAAGCCAAAAAAUGGGCUGCCUUCAGCUGCGGAGCCUUUUGGACGCUUCCGAAACCCUGAUCAGAUCGAGUCAUGUUCCCUUAAAACACACAAGACACCACGCCAGCAGAUGAUGAUCUGCAGAUCCAGUCAUGUUCCCUAACCGAACAAAGACACCAAACACCAGAUGAUUCGGC